AAAGCUCGUCGGGCAGUCGGACCAAAAGAAAAAAAAAACAUAGGCUUAUGUUUUCCCAUCCCAGCGAUUUCCGGCCAUCUAGAGUCUUGUUUUGGGAGGAGGGGAGACCCCUCCCAUACUCACCCCCUGCUCGGGCCUUCGGCCCUCAGAUAACGCUGCGCACUAAAGUUACAACCAUAAAUACUUAACCCCCCCCCAUUCGGACAUCUUAGUUCCCCUAUAAAUUAUAUCCUAGAGUCGCCACUGGCUAGAAAGUGCAAGUUCCUUGAUAAGUUCCUCAAAAUGUAUCACUAUAUAAAGUUGAGUGAUUUUUUCUUAUUUUGAGACUGUUGUAAUUGUUGUGAUGCAAUAGAAAAAAAAUUAAGUGUCCCCUAGUAUGGGUUAUUUGACCAUUUGGCACACUCAGAAAGUGUCCCCGUCCCCUUAAUAGGGGUUAGCCGCAGUGUUAAAAGAUAUAUCGCCCCUCAUUUCACGGAAAAGUUUCCCCUUAAUAGGGGUGACCCAAAGGAUGGGUUUUACUGUAGUAGCGCAUGUGUUAUUCCUUCAAUACUGAAUGUGUGUUUAUGAAAGUAACCUUUGGCCAUUGUACUGUCGAUGAUUAACUUAUUGGUGGUUGUUGUACUGUUUAAAAUUAUUAAGCAAAAUUUCAUAAGCUUAUGUACUUUGUUAUCUGCCGGUGAAUCAUGAAGCGGCCCAUUGCUCAGCUAUUAACAAUAACAAAAAUCCAGUAGGUUCAUGCACUGCUAAUAUUUUACCAGUCAUUUGAAUUUUCGUAUUAAGAAGUUAAAUACUUUACCGAUUUGGAGGCCAGCGAAAGACAUCUUCGCCAGAUAGACCUCUGUGGGCAGCUUGCUAACCAACGAUGAAGACAACCGAGUUUUACAACCAUUAAAGUGAGCUAACGUGAAUUUCUGUAAACCAGUUGCCAUACCAUGGCUUGCAGGCUCUUAACCUCUGCCACCAAUUGGUUUUAACUUCAUCAAGACUUUAAUGACAUUCAUUGUCAAAAUGAAGAGUAGGCGACACCUUUUUCUAAGGUCACUGAUAAUCAGUAUUCUUCUAGUAAUUAUAACUGGGCCAGGUUUGUGUAGCAGUAUCAAUGUCUUAACCCCUCCGACGCAACAAGCUACUGUUGGAUAUGCCACUUCCCUUCAAUGUUUUUAUGAGCUGGAGACAGCCUUAGAUGAUGAUGUCAUAGAUAUAACAUGGACACACAUAGUUGAUCGGAACAGUCUAAUUCAAAUUAUCGAGAGAAACGUUUCUAAAGUUGACGGGUAUUCCCUGGUAGGCGAGUUAUAUGGGGACGCCAGUCUGGGCAUCGCCACCGUGAAGGAAUCAGAUGAGGGCCUCUUUGUAUGUAAAGUUGUAAGCAGCGUCCAUGUUGUAUCUGCUUCUUCUACAACACAGCUAGAAGUGCAAUGGAAUAAUGUACCAAAAACCAAACAGAAGCCUCCAGGAACACUUCAGUUGGGAAACAACGUCAAUAUUACAUGUGUAGCAGAUGCGCUACCUUCUUCAACUAUAGAAUGGUCAAUAAAUAACCGUUCAAUACCAGUUGGCAAUAGUCAUUACCAUGUUCAGGGCGCUUUGCUAUCCAUAAACAAUCUAACGAGGGCGGAUCAUCAUGCUGAAAUCAGAUGUAGUUCUGUGAACAAUGUUGGACUGCAACUAAGCAAAGCACUUUUAUUACCAGUCGAAUAUGGACCAAAAAUUGUUUUGUCGUUAUCAGAAAAUAUAGUGACAUGUACCGUAGACGCAUUUCCAGUGGCUACCGUAAUUAUAUACGAGAACACUACUAAUCAAUAUAAACAAGUUGAGGAUACAGCAGUUGAAAUACACAUAGAAGACUGUAAACACGUGACUUGUAACGCGACCAAUUAUGUGUCAGCAAUAUCUUUCACAAGCUUUGUUUGUGAAAAUGAACAAAAACCAACAUACAAACCGAAUCCUCAAACAGGGUUAAAUGGAGGAGCAGUUGCUGGUAUCGUAAUUUCAAUUAUUGCAGUUUGUCUUCUCAUUGCUGGCAUUGUAAUUUGGAAAAAAAAAAAUUCAUUUAAAUAUAUGCGACCAACUCAACGAAAGGAUUUGGAUUGGUGAUGUCGGUCUGGAACAGGAUGUAAUUAAUGCGACAGAAAGUAUUUUUUAGCAUAAAAGGCAGUUGAAAAGGAAUUGAAAAUGCGCAAAUGUUUGAAAGCGAGUAAAAAUUGCACAGAAAGGAGAGAAGCUACGAAGAAAUAAAAUUAAGAGAUGAUUUGGAGUAGAGUGGCUUAGUGGUUAUAUGCCUGUGUUCUUAAUCCCAGGCUACUGGGUUCAAUUCGCUUGACAGAAGGACAUUCUCACAACUAAAACUACUCCAAUCACUUACCAUAGAGUUCUAUUUUCUCUAUGCACUUUCUAGGGAGCUUUCGAUUUGUCCGACGACACGACGCUAGAACGGAAUCACUCAUGCCUGACUGCCCUACCUGGCGUUCAACGUUCUCUGCAUACGUAUAUUUGGCCAAAUUGCGUUCCAGAAUCUACUAGAUGAGGUGACCUUAACGUUCUCGCAUGCGCAGAUGACUUUUAGUGACGUCAUUACGUUCUGCGUCCUACCGUCGUCGUGCAAUCGAAAGUUCCCUACUUCCCAUUGGAUGUAAAUAAAAUAAAAUACAGUAAGUUAUCUAAACGAAGACAUAAUGGGAAAAUACGAAUUGAAACUUGCAGGGACUUAAAGCUCUGCCCAGAUUAUCAAAUUUUCUUUGACAAAAAACUGCUGUAUGCACAUAUAAUAACGAUGUGCUCAUAUGCUGUAUGGUUAUGAUGUGAUAUCAUCAUUACCAUACUUAGGCAUGUCACAUAAUUUUGUUAAAUAAAAUUAUUAUUAGGGUAUUAUUAUUAUUAUUAUUAUUAUUAUUAUUAUUAUUAUUAUUAUUAUUAUUAUGGUAUUAUUAUUAUUAUUAUUAUUAACAUUAAUAAUAAUUAUAGUAAUAAUAAUAAAAUAUUAUUAAUAAUAAUAAUAAUACCAUCACCAUUACGAUCGCUCAUUACCUUAUUUGGUAAAACAUUGGCUUAGCUUAUUAAUAUUCAUUUCAAUUUUGUACCUAUACUCGUAGUUAAGAAUGGCGAGUUUUUUUGGUAUGUUCUGUUUGUACUGAAGAUUGGUUGAAGAGUACACCCGAAACAUGUUUACCAUUAAAUCCUUAGUUCUUUUCUUAAAAUAUGUUUUUUUCUUCAUCAACUUACGUUGGUUUGAUAAUAAUACCAUCAUUACGGUCGCUCAUUACCUUAAUUGGUAACACAUUGGCUUAGCUUAUUAAUAUUCAUUUACAUUUUGUAUCUAUAUUCGUAGUUAAGAAUGGCGAGUUUUUUUGGUAUGUUCUGUUUGUAC
Molecule: messenger RNA, 3367 nt
Organism: Anneissia japonica
Lineage: Eukaryota; Metazoa; Echinodermata; Crinoidea; Comatulida; Comatulidae
Product: carcinoembryonic antigen-related cell adhesion molecule 1-like
Exons: 8
Coding region: 991-2097 (368 amino acids)
Source: RefSeq, a predicted model, not a curated record